UUGCUGCUACGCGCAAGCUUGUCCGACGCCAAUGUCGUCAGCCUUUUUCAAGCCCUCGAAAUAAACAGCAGCGUCUCAGUCCUGGAGAUUCGUUGCGUCGCGUUCAGGAGGGGGUCCCACGUCGCUCUGGCACGAAUGGUCGAGCGUAAUCGAUCGAUGGCCGUGCUCAAGAUUGACCUGCGAGAGAGUGACCGUGACCAAGAGAUUCAGCUAUUCUCCAUCUGCCGCGAGCUUCAGCGAGCCAUUCCACGAAACCGAUUUCUUCUGGACGUCCAGCUGCGGACGAAUGAUGUCGAACUGUACAAUGAUGCCAUCAUCAGGAGCGCCAUUAGACGUAACCACAUGCUCGUCAACCAAGCUGUCCGGUUCAUCAAGGGCUCCAUGGAGAAACAAGACGCCCUGGCUUUUGAGACCCUACAGAACUGCGCAUCACUACACUCGGCGCUGCGCAUUAGCCUAAACGCAUCUGACGAAUCCGACAUGAACCAUUACAUCGCCGAGGCGCGCCAGAGGCUUUCCUUCGACUACUUUGUCCUCACGGGCAUCGUCAAGGCCAACAUAUCAUGCCGCCCGCAUCGCAAAGGAAGGACUAUGUUCGAUAACCUCUCCAAGCACAUACAGGCUCACAUCUGCUCGUUCUUGAGCUUGACCCACGUCGAGGACAGCUGAGGUGCCACAUCGUUGCUUGGUUGGUUUGUUGGUCAAACUUGUGAACAUUCAUUUCGUGACAACGGCGCUGUCACGCGUCGGCAGAAAGGAGGUCGAUCGACGCGGCCAUGUCAUGGACGAGACAACUGAACUGCAUACAGUCGUACCACACACAGGCGACCUUUCCUUUUACCAAUGCAUCAUCGACCAUUUACUUUUAGUUUCUUAGC
Molecule: messenger RNA, 878 nt
Organism: Rhipicephalus sanguineus (brown dog tick)
Lineage: Eukaryota; Metazoa; Arthropoda; Arachnida; Ixodida; Ixodidae
Exons: 2
Coding region: 136-669 (177 amino acids)
Source: RefSeq, a predicted model, not a curated record